This is a messenger RNA of Linum trigynum, 3406 nucleotides long. The record is from the annotation of a GenBank genome assembly. Lineage: Eukaryota; Viridiplantae; Streptophyta; Magnoliopsida; Malpighiales; Linaceae.
UAGUAGUUGCCUUUUAGCGUUAAUUCACAUGUUAAUUGGAUUUUGAGAUACCAGUAAAUUUCACACAGAACAAUGGUUAUGUGUGAUUUGGCAUCAGAUUUCCGAAGCAGUAAAUGUUUAUUGGUGUGAAUUUGAGUACGAAAGCGAUGCGUGUUUUUUUUAUAGAACUUUAGCGAGAGAGUAAAUUCGGACCGAGACUAUUUUUAGGUGAACCAAACAUAUUAAUCACCUGGAUUAUGAUGUUGGUGAUACUUUAAUAAUUAGUUUUUUGUUAGUAUAAUUAGUUAAUUGAUGUGUAACUAGCUUGGCAUUAACACACUAUAUGCAACGAGGUAGGUUUUAUUGGGUUUGGAAUUGGGCUGGCCCAUUCCACCUUCAUUGGUUAUUGGUGCACAGCCCAUACAGGCAAGGGAGUUUGAAGCUGUGUUCUUUGAUGUUAUCGAAAUUGAUUGCAGAUGCAGUCCACUAAUUACGAAUUAAGAAACAUAAAUGUAACCGUUCCUGUGAUUAACAAAGAAAAUGUAACGGAGUUUGUUUUGCCUCGGGAAUUCGAAUCUCGCAGAGGGAAAGAAAAGAAAAAACAGAAAAAGGGAACAAUUAAUUGAUUAAAGGUUGGCGACUUGGCGCCAAACAGAACUCACUGUUCACAAAACUCCCUCCACGUGUAGCUCGCGGGAAAGGAACAGCAGGCUAACUAACUUGUAAUGGCAUUAUCGUAAAUAACUUCAAUCGUUUACCGUAGAACCUGCUCUCGUAAAAUGUAGAGCGAUCUUUCGGUGACUUGCGAACGAUUUAACUACGUGCAUUCAUUUUGAUUUCAUAUUAGUUGAUUUUUUCUAAAUAGAAUAAUUUUUAAAAAAAGCACUCGAGAAUUAAAAGCUAUCGAAGACAGACCGAUUUUCUCCAAUUCUAUUCAACUUUUAGUGCGAUCAGUCGUUUAACAUAUCAUUGUCCACUCUAAUCAGAGUAGUAACUUUAGAAUUGGUUGUCUGUACUUUGUGGUCUCUAUAUUUGCUCUUACGACAUAACAAUAAGAACCUAUAAACUACAAUCAUGAUGAUCGGUACACGAAAAGGAAAAAAAAAAAAAAAAACAACACAUAACACUAUCUUUAUCAACUCUCCAAUUAAUUCAACAACAAGAAACCGACAUCAUCGAUCAUCUUCAAUUUCAGACUUAUCACAUAUUUACGAGAUUCAAACCAGACCAUCUAAAACCAUGACAUCAACUUAGUCCAGUCUUUUGGCCACCUUGUACACAUGUGGUGUACAAAUAUGAACAUUCAAACUUUUGAUCCACCCAUAGAUUUUCUACCCAAAAUUUUUUUGGUUCAUCUCACACAAAAAAUUAAGCCCAAAAAUAAGGAUAAAAUAUUUCAAAAAUUGAAAACCAAACCCAAAUUUACACCUGUCACUUGGCAAUUCUCUUUUUCUUUUGUUGCUUUCCAAUUUUCUUUUUCUGGUGGUAAUUUCAUCUCACAAUUUCCAUGGCUCACCUUCCCUCUCUACCUCAUUAUAUAAUCUUCACUCAACCCAAACCACACAUACUCUUCCCACCCUCAUCACUGAACUCUGUUUCGUUUUAGCUCUCCAAAGGUUCCAUCUUUUUCUACCAGAGUGAGCAAAAAACCCCCUGAUUUCAGCCAUGGCUGCUGGGACUGGAGUGUUUGCAGAGAUUCUGGACGGGGACGAGGUUUACAAGUACUACCACGACGGGGAGUGGAAGAAAGCAGCUUCAGGGAAGAGUGUCGCCAUUAUCAACCCGACCACUAGGAAGACUCAGUACAGAGUUCAAGCAUGUUCGCAGGAGGAAGUGAACAAGGUGAUGGAGUCGGCGAAGAGCGCGCAGAAGGCAUGGGCCAAGACACCUUUGUGGAAGAGAGCUGAGCUUCUUCACAAGGCUGCUGCCAUCUUGAAAGAGCACAAGUUCCCCAUUGCUGAGUGUCUUGUCAAAGAAAUUGCCAAGCCUGCUAAAGAUGCUGUUACUGAGGUUGUGAGGUCAGGGGAUCUGGUUUCCUACACUGCUGAAGAGGGAGUCAGGAUUCUUGGAGAAGGGAAGUUCUUGAUGUCUGAUAGCUUUCCUGGGAAUGAGAGGACCAAGUACUGCCUCACUUCCAAGAUUCCUCUAGGGGUAGUUCUAGCAAUCCCACCUUUCAACUACCCGGUGAACCUCGCUGUUUCCAAGAUUGGUCCGGCUUUGAUCGCUGGCAACUCGCUUGUCCUCAAGCCUCCAACUCAGGGAGCUGUCUCAUGCCUCCACAUGGUUCACUGCUUCCACUUGGCUGGUUUCCCUAAAGGCCUAAUCAACUGUGUCACUGGCAAGGGCUCCGAAAUCGGCGACUUCCUCACCAUGCACCCUGGCGUCAACUGCAUAAGCUUCACUGGAGGCGACACCGGCAUAGCGAUCUCGAAAAAGGCAGGAAUGAUCCCGCUACAGAUGGAGUUGGGAGGCAAAGACGCCUGCAUUGUGCUCGAAGAUGCUGAUCUCGACCUGGUAGCUGCCAACAUAAUCAAGGGAGGAUUUUCAUACAGUGGCCAGAGGUGCACCGCGAUCAAGGUGGUCCUGGCCAUGGAAUCUGUAGCCGAUUCCCUGGUCGAGAAGGUCAAAGCCAGGGUGGCGAAGCUGAGAAUCGGUCCACCGGAGGACGACUGUGACAUUACCCCUGUGGUGACCGAAUCGUCGGCCAAUUUCAUUGAAGGGCUGGUGAUGGAUGCCAAGGAGAAAGGUGCUACAUUCUGUCAGGAGUACAAAAGGGAGGGAAACCUCAUAUGGCCGUUGUUGUUGGACAAUGUGAGACCCGAUAUGAGGAUCGCUUGGGAGGAGCCGUUCGGUCCUGUGCUUCCGGUGAUCAGGAUCAAUUCGGUCGAGGAAGGUAUCCACCAUUGCAAUGCCAGCAACUUUGGCCUUCAGGGAUGUGUGUUCACAAAGGACAUCAACAAGGCAAUGUUGAUCAGUGACGCGAUGGAGACUGGAACGGUUCAGAUCAACUCCGCGCCAGCUCGUGGCCCAGACCAUUUCCCCUUCCAGGGUUUGAAAGACAGUGGGAUUGGUUCACAGGGGAUCACCAACAGUAUCAACAUGAUGAUCAAAGUGAAGACCACAGUCAUCAACUUGCCAUCCCCAUCUUACACCAUGGGAGGUUCCUCUCAUACAAGCAAAUUGUGAAGGGUUCUUAUUCGAACAAGAACCAGAGAUUGAAAUAUGUUACCAUGAUCAUCUCAGCACAACCCUGUCAGCAGCAUUCUGUCUCAGAAAUGGAAUAAUCAGGCGUUUCAUACUAAUAAGGCUAUAUCAACUAAAAAACGACCACUGUUCUUUUAUACUUUGAAUAGAUGAAUGUUGAUUGAAAUGCAAUUUCAUGUCAGAAUAUGGUUUCUCUGCAAAUGAAUGAAUACUUUGAGAUAUU